Vigna angularis (adzuki bean) is the source of this 855-nucleotide messenger RNA. Its product is annotated as CRIB domain-containing protein RIC4. The record is from RefSeq and is a predicted model, not a curated record. NCBI's taxonomy places the organism in Eukaryota, Viridiplantae, Streptophyta, Magnoliopsida, Fabales, Fabaceae. The coding region runs from base 218 to 727 and encodes 169 amino acids. The transcript has 3 exons.
UCAUUUAUAUAUACUCUAUACAUCUUUUUCCCUCGUACCAAACUUGGAUUCAAAAUAAUUUCUUUCCCCACGUAAAUCAUUCUUUCUUGCUCAUAAAGACAAACAGCAACCUAAAUAUAACCACAUUCUAGCCACCCUGUUCAUAGAUAGCUAUCUAGGCCAAGCUUUGCAGCAUAAGAAGUUGGUACACAAACAUAAAGUUUAGGUUUUGGGAGAGAUGAGAAAACGUAUGGAAAGAAUAGUUGUUCCUUGCUCUUUCAGCUGUGCUUCCCAUUCAAGUGUGGAGUUGGGUGUACCCAAAGGAUCAAAAGAAGAUUCAAAAGCCACUAUUGUUUCAAAAGGACAUGAUAGAUCAAUAGUCAGAGCCAAUAUCAAGAGAGGCAAGCCUUCUGGAUUUCUGUCUCUACCAAAGCCUAAUGUAGCUGCUGGCAUAUACAGAAUAAUCAAGACCAUCAAGAAUUUUCCUCAAUUAUUUUUUUACAGAGAGAAGGAGGAGGAAAUGGCAUCUGAUAUGGAAAUUGGGUUUCCAACAGAUGUGAAGCAUGUGACACAUAUUGGAAUUGAUGGGUCAAGCAUUACAAAUAAUGUAAGGGGUUGGGACAAUCUGAAGGCACCUGAAUUGUUGUCUCUGUCUCCAAUCUCAUUCAAGCAAUUUGAAUUGGCCAUGGCUACCCAAGCUCAAUGUUCUCUCAUUGAUGAUGCUAAUUCCUCAAAAAAAUGCUGUUAAAACAGUUCUGGGAACCCUUUCUAAUUGUAGAUUAAUGGUGAUGAUUGAUGACUAUGUACCUAGGAGUUUAUACACAACUGCACAGAUUGAAAAUUCAUGAAUGCUUGUUUGUUUUGUUCUGUUCUUGA